AUGCCUGCGGCGGCGGAGCACGCCUGGUGCUCCGUGCCGGGCUCCGGACAGCUGGGAGACCUAGGCCUGGCCAGACGGCUGCCCUUGGGGCCAAGGCACACUCUACACGGGGUCUCGCCUCCCACCCCCCAGCAGCCUCGGCUCUGUCCUCACACAUCCCCAGAGCCCCCAGACCCCGAUGGCCCUCCAGAUCGGCCUGCAUCCCCCGCGGCUUCUGCUUCCUGCCCCGUCCUCCACAUUGCUGCCCCCGCCCUCACCUCUGCCCCUUCUUCCAGUAGCCAUGCACGCACAUCCCUCUGUGGGGCAGGGGGCCUGCUGCUGGGGCCAGGCCCUGAGGUGCGCACAGGCCUGCCCCCUUCCUUCAGCUCUCACCUUGGUCCUGCUGCAGCCUACAGAGUGCGGGAUGCAGAGAUGCGGAAGGUGCCCCCGCGCACUGUGCUCUUUGAGCGGGAGAGGACCGGCCUGACCUAUCGCGUGCCAGCCCUGCUCCCGGUGCCCCCCGGGCCCACCCUGCUGGCCUUUGCCGAGCAGCGCCUCAGUCCCGAUGACUCCCACGCGCACCGCCUGGUGCUUCGGCGCGGGACGCUGGCCAGGGGCGCUCCGCAGUGGGGCGGCCUGCGUGUGCUGGAGACGGCGGCCCUGGAGGGGCAUCGCUCCAUGAACCCCUGCCCGGUGCAUGAGGCGCGCACAGGAACCGUCUUCCUGUUCUUCAUCGCGGUGCUUGGCCACACCCCUGAGGCCGUGCAGAUCGCCACCGGCCGCAACGCUGCCCGCCUCUGCUGUGUGACCAGCCGCGACGCGGGCCUCACCUGGGGCCCAGCCCGGGAUCUCACUGUGGAGGCAGUGGGCCGCUCGGAACAAGAAUGGGCCACUUUCGCAGUGGGCCCUGGCCAUGGUGUGCAGCUGCCUUCUGGCCGCCUGCUGGUGCCGGCCUACACCUACCGCGUGGACCGGCGCGAGUGCUUCGGCCGCAUCUGCCGGACCUCCCCCCACGCCUUCGUCUUCUACAGCGAUGACCUUGGCGGGAGCUGGCGCCACGGGGGGCUGGUGCCCAACCUGCGCUCGGGCGAGUGCCAGCUGGCGGCUGUGGAGGGCAGCCCUGGCGGCCCUGUGCUUUACUGCAAUGCCCGGAGUCCGCUGGGCAGCCGCGUGCAGGCGCUCAGUGACGACGAGGGUGCUUCCUUCCUGCCUGGGCAGCUGGUGCCCUCGCUGGCAGAGACGGCCCGUGGCUGCCAGGGCAGUGUGGUGGGCUUCCCAGCCCCGUCCGCCCACAGGCCUCUGGCCAGGAGCCACUCCCACACCUCACACUCUGGUCCCGUAGUCCAGGAGUCCCUAGAAGAGGGUGCUCAAGACACCUGUGGGGUGGCUGGGGGUGGUGGGAAUGUCCUGGGGGAGCCUGGCUGCGGUCCUUGCCUCCAAGGGGAGAGCUGGGCCUCUGUGGUCCAGGCUCCCAGCCCCACGUGGCUGCUCUAUUCCCACCCGACUGGGCGCCGGGCUCGGCUCCACAUGGGUGUGUGCCUGAGCAUGGCCCCAUUGGACCCACACAGUUGGACAGAGCCCUGGGUGAUCUACGAGGGGCCCAGCGGCUACUCUGACCUGGCAGCUCUCCCAGGGGUGCACCGGGGUGGCCAGGCCUUCGCCUGCCUGUACGAGAGUGGGACACGGGUCUCCUACGAGGAGAUAGCCUUCAGCCUGUUCUCCCUGCGUGAUGUGCUGAACAAUGUCCCCCCAGAGAAGGAACAUGCUGGCUGCCUGCCCUCCUGA
Orycteropus afer afer is the source of this 1764-nucleotide messenger RNA. RefSeq names its product neuraminidase 4 (gene NEU4). Gene Ontology annotation, biological process: ganglioside catabolic process; oligosaccharide catabolic process. Gene Ontology annotation, molecular function: exo-alpha-sialidase activity. The coding region runs from base 1 to 1764 and encodes 587 amino acids. Lineage: Eukaryota; Metazoa; Chordata; Mammalia; Tubulidentata; Orycteropodidae. The transcript has 6 exons. Gene Ontology annotation, cellular component: lysosome; membrane; cytoplasm. The record is from RefSeq and is a predicted model, not a curated record.